GUGUGUGUGUGUGUGUGUGUGUGUGUGUGUGUGUGUGUGAACAGCAUGGCCAACAUUGCGGUCCAGCGGAUCAAACGGGAGUUUAAAGAGGUCGUUAAAAGCGAAGAGACGAGUAAAAACCAGAUCAAGGUGGAUUUAGUGGAUGAGAAUUUCACAGAACUGAAGGGGGAGAUCGCAGGACCACCAGACACACCUUAUGAAGGUGGCAGAUAUCAGCUAGAAAUAAAAAUCCCAGAGACAUAUCCGUUUAAUCCACCUAAGGUUCGGUUUAUAACGAAGAUCUGGCAUCCCAACAUCAGCUCAGUAACAGGUGCCAUUUGUUUGGACAUCCUAAAGGACCAGUGGGCAGCGGCGAUGACCCUCCGAACAGUUUUACUGUCACUACAGGCUCUUCUGGCCGCUGCUGAACCAGAUGACCCACAGGACGCUGUAGUGGCCAAUCAGUAUAAACAGAACCCAGAGAUGUUCAAACAGACGGCUCGACUCUGGUCACAUGUUUACGCAGGAGCUCCCGUCUCCAGCCCAGAAUACACUCGCAAAAUAGACAAGCUCUGCGCCAUGGGCUUUGAUAAAAACGCAGUGAUAGCGGCGUUGUCGUCGAAAUCCUGGGACGUGGAGACCGCGACAGAACUGUUGCUUAGUAAUUGAGUCAAACCUGAGGGGCCAAAGCACCUUAUCUGACACAAUCCACACUACCUUCAUCUUCAUCAAUCUCUUUUUCUUCAUCCAUCUUUUACCAUUCCUCUGUUCAGAACAGUUCAUCCCAAAGUGAAAAUGGCGUCAUCUUUAUGUUGUUCUAAACUUGUCUGACUUUAUUUCUUCCACGGGAGACUUUCAGAUGGAUGUUCAGGCUGCUCUGUAUCUGUACACAGAACGUCGGCUGGUGAUUGGGCAGUAAAACACACGUCCACACGUUUUCCUUGUACAAAUGCAGAUUGGUAUGGAAGCUUUUUGAAAAAAAUAAAUAAAUAAAUAGUCUAUAAACAAAAGUCAUAACUGCAAGAUGUAAACUCAGAAUUAUUUUUUCCACAUUGCAAUUUUAAGUUUAUAUCUCACAGUUCCUCUAAACUGAGUUCCAUUUUGAGUCGUAUCUCAAAAGUUUAUAUUUCGUAAUUCUGAGUUUGUCUUAAAAUUCUUUAAUUUCAUCUCAUAAUUCAGUUUAUAUCUCACUGAGUUUAUAUUUCAUAAUUCUGAGUUUGUCUCAAAAGUCUGGGUUUUUAUCGCAUAAAUCAUUUAUCUCAAAAUUUGUGAAUUUCAUCUCAUAAUUCAGUUUCAAUUUCACUGAGUUUAUAUCUCAUAAUUCUGAGUUUUUAAUUGUCUCAUAAUUCUGAGUUUGUCUCAAAUGUUGUGUGUUGUAAUCUCAAAAUUGUGAGAAAAAAAAUCACUAUCACCUUAGUUUUUUAUUCCGUGGCAGAAAUGGGCUUCCAUAGGUUUGGAACAAGAAGAGAGAGGGAAAGAUUUUGGGGUAAAAUGACCAUUAUUUUCCCUUUAUAUAUUCUGCUCUCUCUUCUUUCGUUUAUUAAUUUUGGUUUGAAUGUGCCUUUUUUCCUUCUUUCUCAUAAUCAUCAUCAUCAUCAUCUCCCUCAGAUUGGUUCUGCAAUCUGACUCUAGCCCCGCCCCCUCAAGCACACGCCCAAUCAACACUGUGGUCAUUUAUCUGGGAAAACAUUAGGAUCACAUUUUCAAAACUCCAGUCUCGCAAUGGUUCCUUCACUCAUAGAUGUUAAUCUCAAACAGUCAAGACUGGAAAAAACCCUCACACGCAAAUAAAUAAAAGACGAGAGUUCUUCUGUAAAUAAAGCUAUUAAAGUCUGUAUAAAUUUAAGCAAUGUGGCAAUGCCUUUAUUUAUUAUUGCUUUGUGGAAAAGUGAAAUAAACACCAGUUUCAUGGCUGAGCAUGUGA
Messenger RNA from Carassius auratus (goldfish), 1903 nucleotides. RefSeq names its product ubiquitin-conjugating enzyme E2 K-like. Lineage: Eukaryota; Metazoa; Chordata; Actinopteri; Cypriniformes; Cyprinidae. Bases 46 to 648 code for a protein of 200 amino acids. Gene Ontology annotation, molecular function: protein binding. The record is from RefSeq and is a predicted model, not a curated record. The transcript has 7 exons.